AUGACGCAGGGAAUUGAUGGGAGCUCCUGGCGGCGGCCGCCAACAGUGAACGGGCCGACCCGUAUUGCGGAUGCCUCCCGCCGCCUGAGUCCCAUGCGGGGGCUGUCGCGUCACCUCACGGCACCUGUCGCUCGUCGCCGCAGUGAGGGAGACUGUGGCACAGUGUGGCCCUUAGUGACCACAAAGUUUUCAUUCGCGAUUCGGUGUCAGAGGGCCCAGCCUUCGUGCAUGCCAGUGCAUCCGAUGUUGUUCGAGGUCUCUCCGGGUUUCGGCAAGCAGGGAUUCCAGUGUCAAGUGUGUUGUUUCGUGGUUCACAAACGUUGCCAUGAGUUCGUCACUUUCUCCUGUCCAGGUGCUGAUAAAGGGCCCGCAUCAGAUGACCCGAGGGCAAAGCACAAGUUUAAGAUCCACACCUACUCCAGCCCGACCUUCUGCGACCACUGUGGCUCUCUGCUCUAUGGCCUCAUACACCAGGGCAUGAGAUGUGACCACUGUAUGAUGAACAUCCAUAAGCGCUGUGUGGCCAAUGUGCCGAGCCUGUGUGGGACAGACCACACUGAGAGGAGAGGUCGCCUCAACAUCAUUGCUGAGGUCAAGACUAAUGUACUCACUGUUACCAUCAAAGAGGGCAGAAAUCUGGUCCCUAUGGACCCCAACGGUCUAUCAGACCCCUACGUGAAGCUUAAACUGAUCCCAGAUCCCCGCAGUGAGAGUAAACAGAAGACCAAGACCAUAAAGUGCAACCUCAACCCCACCUGGAAUGAGACCUUUAAAUUCCACCUGAAGGAGUAUGAUAAGGACCGCCGUCUGUCGGUGGAGGUGUGGGACUGGGACCUGACUAGCCGCAAUGACUUCAUGGGAUCGCUGUCCUUCGGCAUCUCGGAGCUCCAGAAGCAAGGAGUUGAUGGAUGGUUUAAGCUGCUCUCCCAGGAAGAAGGCGAGUACUUCAAUGUUCCUGUUGCUCCGGAGGGGGAGGAGGGCAACGAGGAGCUACGGCAGAAAUUUGAGUUCAGCGCCGUCAGCCUGAGUCACAUGUUUAACGCGUUGUCAGCAGCCCUGCAGGAGAGAUGCUCUGCGGUGGCUGUGAUGCUGGCAGAGCGCAAAGGGACCGAGGAACUGUACGCUGUAAAGAUCCUGAAGAAAGAUGUUGUGAUCCAGGAUGAUGACGUGGAAUGCACCAUGGUGGAGAAGAGAGUGCUAGCGUUGUCUGGAAAGCCCCCGUUCUUAACACAGCUGCACUCCACCUUCCAGAGCAUGGACCGUUUGUAUUUUGUCAUGGAGUACAUAAACGGAGGUGAUCUCAUGUAUCAGAUUCAGCAGGUCGGCAAGUUCAAAGAGCCUCAUGCUGUAUUUUAUGCUGCAGAGAUAGCCAUUGGUCUGUUCUUCUUACAUCUAAAGGGCAUCAUCUACAGAGACCUGAAGCUGGACAAUGUGAUGCUGGACUGUGAGGGUCACAUUAAGAUAGCAGAUUUUGGCAUGUGUAAAGAAAAUAUGAUUGAUGGAGUCACUACCAAGACCUUCUGUGGAACACCAGACUACAUAGCUCCUGAGAUCAUAGCCUACCAACCUUAUGGGAAAUCUGUGGACUGGUGGGCCUUUGGAGUAUUGCUCUAUGAGAUGCUGGCUGGACAGUUCUUCUUCUUCUUCCGCCUUUUUGUCCAGCUGAUGACGAAGCAUCCAGCAAAGCGACUGGGCUGUGGUCCAGAGGGCGAGAGAGACAUCAGGGACCAUAGCUUCUUCCGCUACAUGGACUGGGAGAAACUGGAGAACAAAGAGGUGCAGCCGCCAUUCAAACCCAGAGCUUGUGGACGGGAUGCUGAGAACUUUGACCGUUUUUUCACACGCCACCCACCGGUGCUGACCCCUCCUGAUGAGGAAGUGAUUCAGAACCUGGACCAGGACGAGUUCCAGGGAUUCUCCUUUAUCAACCCAGAGUUCCCAGGAGUUGCUACCACCCCUGCCACCGAGCAGGCUUGAUUUCAGCUCAUGCACGGUCACAUAGAAUCACACAUACACACACACACACACACACACAAACAUAUAGCUUACAUAAUCUUUUUCCCAGUAUCAAGCCUGUGUACCCCUGGAAUAUUCACAUACACACACAUAUCAACUUUAAAUAUCCGGAAAUAUCCUGAUUUGUGCUAUCACAGCAACCAAGAAGCCAUGACCUAAACUGACACACAGACAUACCGAGUAACACAUAUACACACAUUUGUUGUUCACACUGCUGCAACCUGGAUGUAGAGUUGGGUACCGAACCUGGUAUUUUUAAGUGUACUGACCGAAUUGCAUUAGUACUACCAAGUAUGUUAAAUCAAUCGGUUCCAAAUUUCAGUACCUGAGAACACAUUUGGGUGAGAGAGUAAGUCGCAAAGCUGGCCUGAUGCAAAUCUGAGAAAACACUUGGUCAAACACAAGUGUGUAACAUGUUUGAUAGCCUAAAAGUCCCAUUCAGCAGCCGCAGUUAACAUUAGCACACCUGCAGCCAGCGCUGAAGUUAAACGCUCCAUGUACAACAAAACUGUAAGUCAAACAUUGACAACUUCAUCGACAUCUUCAGCUAAAUAAACCAAUAGCUGGAUAAGUUGUUGUUGGAGAUGACUGGAUGUUUCAAAUCUUCAAAUCCAGUUGCCGUAAGAAAUGGCCUGAAUGCAUGUAGCACUCUAUUGUAGCUUCAAAAAUACAAUUUAAACUGAGAGUUUUAGAUUAGAUUUAAUUUAAAGAAAUCCUGUAUUUUCCCAUGUUUCUAUGUGAUCAAAAUAUUACUAGUGAACAGGAUAGGAGCCACUGACUUUUUCCCAGCUUUGUUUUUGAGAAACAAGAAGCUUGGAAGUGUGAUUCGACAUAAGCUAUUAGGAUGAUUUCCAAUGUGUGUUGCUCACAGUGUGAACAAAGUGUGUGUUUAAUUUGACAGACAUCAACAGAAUAAGGAUUAGAAAUCAAUGGUGACCUUCAUAAUGCAAAAUUUCCAUUGAGGGACAAAAUUAUAUUUUUUUUUGCUGAUGAGUAACUCAAUAGUAAUGCAUUAACUGACACAAAUGCAGUAAAUGCACAACAACAACAGAAUAUUGACCCCCCCAGUUCACACAAAUAAAAACAAAACAACUGUGUCAUUCACAUGUAACAUAUCUUCAGCAUUCCAUGUUGACACAUUGUUUGGUGGAAAUUGUGAUUUAACUUUUCUUUUACUCAUUCCUCGGCUAUUCCAGCACAUUCUAAGUUUGGCCUGUAGUAAUGUGUGAUUUUUAUUCAGUGUAUAAUAAUAAUAAUAGUGUCUGUAUGUUUAUCCUUAUCUUAGCUAAAACUGGAAUGCUUCACAUACUUGUGCAUGAGUUUCUAUAUCAAUAAUAGCCCUGGACUUUGUCUCCCAGCAGCAUUUUAGCAUCUUAUCUCUGCACCCCUGUGCUACCAUUGUGUGGCUGUUUUUUCUUGGUUUUCAAAAUAUGUAUUAAAAAAAACAUAGUAGGAGUAUGAUUUUACCCAGUGAGAUAGUGGAAGAUCAGAAUUGUGCUUUGAAAAGCAACAAAUAUUAGAUUGUCUAUGUGUCUUAUUUGCUGUUCAGCAUUUGGAUGAUGGUAAAAUGCUGUUAGGAAAUGUAGUCUUUAUAUAAGCUUUGAGUCAUUUAAAUAGAUAGCUAAUACUACUUCUUAUUCUCUGAUUUUCUGUUAUCUAGUAUUUAAGCAAUGAAAGAGACUAGCAGUUAGUUUCUUUGUGUUUUACAACAGCAUGAUUCUGAUACCUGGCCAUAUGUUUACAGCGUAUGUGUGUGCGCAUAUGUAUGUUUUAUAUGUGCGUGAACGAGUAAUAACGCACAUUUGCGUUAGAAUUUUUGUAUGUGUGUCCAUACCUACCCAGCGCCUUGCCUGGCCUUGUGUUAACAUUUGUUUGUAUGCUGACUGUUUGCACCCCCCUUCAUAUCAAGCAGUGUUGGUAUAAUCCACUUACUACUUUACUCUGAAAGUGAAAGGAGAAAAAGAUAGAAGAGAAGAAAAAAGCUGUUUUCCUGUGGGAAUGCAUGAUAUUGAGAUUGAAGCAAUUAGCGAAUAAUAUGAUGUUUCAGUAAAUUUCAACAAAAAAGAGUGAUACUAGAGAAAAUUAGUGCUUAUGUGGAGUCUUAAUGGAAGCUGUACAUGAGUUGAUGUAGUAUUAAACCUUCCGUGCACUGCAAAAAUUCCAACUCUGUAGUUCCUGGACAGCAUAACCAGUCAGUACUAGGGAUGUGUUGCAGGUUAGGAUCUAUGGCCUGUUUUAGACAUGUAGGUUAACCACCUGAAUGUCCAAAGGCCUGGAAGAAGUUUCUGUGGUAGAAAAAUGGAUUUCAAACAGAUAAGCGGGCUGACAUAUCGUGCAGCUUAAUUUUUAUGGUCCAGUUGAUUAAAGGAUUGGAGAAAGGAUUUGAGGCUCUACUCACUGAUGUGUUUUUCAAGUAGCCAUCUGCGUGCGCAAUAAGAAUUUCCAUCCUAACUACAGCAGCAGCAAAGAUGGACACCCAGGUUAAAGCUAGGCUUCCCGAAGUAGGACUGUGUGUGUGUGUGUGUGUGUUUUCUUUUGUUUUCCCCAGCUAGCAAUAAUGUUGACAAGAAGGCAGGUAGUGAACGGACCUUCAGAAGGCUCAGGUUAAAACUGUAAUUAAUUUACAUACAAAAGGUUAUAAGGCUCAUUGGCAGACAGGUUUAUCUCAGCCACGGAGAAAGAUGUACCUAAUACACUUGAGUCUAAGUAACAGUGUGUGGAAGUGACUGAAGUGCUUCCUCAUAUCAGGGGACAUCAGGGAAGUUUUUUUCUGCAAAGUGGACACAUUGGGUUUCACUGGUGUUUAUCAGUAGUAGUGGCAGGAAGUUGUCUAUACAGUAGAAGAAGAAGAAUGCAACAAUAUCAUACAGUUAAUUCACUUGAACAAACGGUUAUCUGCCAUGCUAGCAGGCCAUUAAUAUGACUACAAAUAGGACAUUAUCAUGAAGAUGGUAGCUGAUAUCUUGGAGUAUCUACAGUAUGGAAGUAACUGGAAGUUAAUGAGGGAUCAAUAUAUCCAUGGUGAUCAAUAUUGAGUCAGAAUAUAAUAAUUAUUUCAAAACAGAAUUUCUUGAAUUUGAUUCCUAAAAUAUUAGUUGUAACUUUAAUGCAAAGGGCAGUAGGUCUUCAUGUACAACUGGCUGAUAGCUACACUUGCUGUCUACUAGACAUAAGCUUUAAAUAUCGGAAACAUUUCCAACACAGUGUGAAAAAUGUCAUCUGCAAUUAAAGUUGACAUAAGCCACGCACUGAGGAUUUUCAGUUCUCUUUAGUUGCCUCAUCACUGGUCUGAAUAUUUCACACUCAGUCCCCCGUAAUGCUCUUCAAUCGUUCGAUGCUUUUUGGUGGCACAGAGACCUGUUACAUGAAGUCAUUUGACAUUUUGAUUGGGUUAAUGGAUGAAUAAAAAACCUUCACUGAUUUAGGGAAGGUCAUAACUAACAUCUACAUAAGGUCUGUCCUCUCUGUUAUCUCUGGUCUCAUACUUUAAACUGCUGGUGAGGUCAGCACAGAAGAGGAACUUUAGUGCUUUCACAUUUCGUCCACAAUUGUGAGUCUGAAAGUAAAUGCAACUGUUGUGUUUUUAUGACUUUACAUCCAUUACCUGUACCGUACCUCCAUUGUCGGUAUUUAUUACAGUGUCUCCUGUAUUAUAACAGCAACAAAUUACUAUAUAUACUUAUACAUAAACAUAUACAUAGCUGUGUCAAAUGUUUAUAUAUUCAUAUAGUUAUACACCAUGUGGUCAGUAUUGCAAAGGACGAGAGGAGGAGAGUCUUAACUCCAAGAUUUGUGUUUUUGUUUGUAUGGUUCCUUCCUGCUGAAGGAGAGGCAAAAUGAACUCUGCAUGAAUAAUGCUUUUACCUUUUUAUUAGUUAGGAUUUAUAUACAUUUAACAUAUUAGGAUGAUUCAUGUUUUCUGUGUCAGCAGUGCUUCAAAAGUGUGAUCCAGGCUACUGUUGUGUGCGCUAUGUGUGAAAAUAAUGAAAUAUAUCUAAAGGAGAAAAAAAAAUGCUUUUCACAAUGCUUUCCAUGUGCCAAAUUUUUUUUUGUUUUUCAGGAAAAACAGGCAUACCUAAAAUAAAGGAUUUAAAAGAUGUGUUAGGGGCUGCUUGUUGUGUUUACAUGAUGUUUCUUGUGUACAUUUCAAUGUGCUUCAAAAACAAAAAGUGGAUCUGGAGGAGAGUGAAGAAAAGGAGGUAAAAAGAGGUAAGGAGAAACAGAGAUUAGAGCGAUGGGAGCAAAUGUGAGAGAGAAAGGAAAACAUGAAAUAAACGAAGAGGGAAGCAAUUCCACAAUGAAGGCGAGGCGAGAAGGAAAGAGGAAGAGGUAGUAGGAAGGGACAGUGGAGAGGAGGAAGGGAGGGGACGAGGAAGGGAAGCGAGGCUCUGUGAAGCGAGGCAGGCGGCUACGACAGGCUGUGCAUAUUUCAUGGCUGCCACUUAUCAUAAGAGCCUUUCCCUGAUGGGGGAGCGUAGGUCUGAUGACUUCAAGGAAAUAACAUGCAGAACACGGCCUACAUACACACAGCCCUGCUGAGCCACUCAACCGCUUCACGCCGCCUCUAAAGCUGCUCCCAAUCCACUGUAGUCGAGCCGCUGCUGCUGCUGCUACUGCUCUUACUAGCCACACGUUUACUUUUAAUAGGGGUUACUGUAUCCUGCACCAUUUACUAUCGCUAGUACACUAUUUUUACAAGUGGUUCUGAACCAUGUAUGAACCGUGGUUCAAUGUGGUGGAAAACAACACACCAAUUAUCCACUGGGAAUGCGAAUGUGGGGAUGUGAUCAGAGAGAUGGUUACGGUUCAAAAUCCACGGGUAGACGGAGAAAAACUGCCUAG
Molecule: messenger RNA, 6858 nt
Organism: Morone saxatilis (striped sea-bass)
Lineage: Eukaryota; Metazoa; Chordata; Actinopteri; Moronidae
Product: protein kinase C beta type-like
Exons: 17
Coding region: 1-1977 (658 amino acids)
Biological process (GO): protein phosphorylation
Molecular function (GO): ATP binding; zinc ion binding; diacylglycerol-dependent serine/threonine kinase activity
Source: RefSeq, a predicted model, not a curated record